AGUCAAGGAAAUGAAUUUAAAAGGAAUAUCCGAGAGAAGGGAUGUCAAGUCAUUUUUACUCUAAUACCGGAGGACAGUAGAAAACAGUAAAUUAUUCAAAGGUUGUCUACAUUAGAGCUUUUAACAGACUCACUGCGCUGAGUCUAAUACUACGACUGAAUGCAACCUCCAACGUCCUCAAAAGAAUGGGCUUACAUUUCAAGUGGCCAUUAGGGGCUCCUAUGCUGGCAGCAAUAUAUGCAAUGAGCGUUGUUUUUAAAAUGCUGCCUGCCUUGGGCACGGCUUGUCCGCCAAAAUGCCGUUGCGAGAAGCUGCUCUUUUACUGUGACUCUCAGGGGUUUCACUCAGUGCCAAACACCACUGACAAGGGCUGUUUAGGGUUGUCACUGAGGCACAAUUUCAUUACGGAACUCGAAGGGGAUCAGUUUGCAAGCUUCAGUCAACUCACUUGGCUCCAUUUAGAUCAUAAUCAAAUUGACACAGUAAGAGAAGAUGCUUUUCAAGGACUGUAUAAACUCAAGGAGUUGAUUUUGAGUUCAAACAAAAUCUCUUAUUUGCCAAAUGCAACUUUUACCCAACUGCUUAACCUGCAACAUUUGGACCUCUCUUUCAAUCAGUUGUCCGCUUUGCACCCCGAGCUGUUCUAUGGCCUUCGCAAACUGCAAACCUUGAGUUUACGUUCCAAUUCCCUGAGGACUAUGCCGGUCCGCCUCUUUUCAGACUGCCGUAGUUUGGAUUUUUUGGAUCUGAGCACAAAUCGCUUGCGAAGUUUGGCACGCAAUGGAUUUGCAGGAUUAAUCAAACUGAGGGAGCUUCACCUAGAGCACAACCAGCUGACAAAGAUUAACUUUGCUCAUUUCCUACGGCUAAGCAAUCUGCACAUGCUCUUCUUGCAGGGGAAUAAAAUUAGCAACUUGACAUGCGGGAUGGAAUGGACCUGGGGCACCUUAGAGAAGCUAGACUUGACUGGAAAUGAGAUCAAAGCCAUUGACAUGACCGUUUUUGAAACCAUGCCUAACCUUAAAGUACUUCUAAUGGAUAACAACAAGCUAACCACCCUGGACUCCAAGGUUUUAUAUUCACUUACAGACUUAUCUACCGUGGGCCUCUCCAACAACCCCUGGGAAUGCAGCCCCAAAAUAUGUUCGUUAGCCACGUGGCUCAGUGGCUUCCGAGGUCGGUGGGAGCACUCCAUACUUUGUCAUAGUCCAAACCAUACCCAGGGAGAGGAUAUUCUAGAUGCAGUUUAUGGUUUUCAGCUUUGCUGGAAUUUAUCAAGUGUUGUUACGCCAGCUGCUACAAGUUACCGAGCUCCAACGACUGAAUACACAAAAAGAAUAAGCUCCUCAAAUUUCCAUGUGGGAGACAAGGAAAUUUCAACUACCACAGGCGUAGCCCUGACCACAGAAGAGCAGCUACCUGAACCAAACAAUGCCAUCUUCACCCAGCAGGUAAUUACAGGAACAAUGGCUUUAUUAUUUUCUUUCUUUUUUAUCAUUUUUGUAGUGUUCAUCUCCAGGAAAUGCUGCCCUCCCACAUUAAGAAAAAUUAGGCAGUGCUCAAUGAUUCAAAGCCACAGGCAACUGCGAUCUCAAACACGACUUCAUAUGUCAAACAUGUCAGACCAAGGACCGUAUAAUGAGUAUGAACCCACCCAUGAAGGACCCUUCAUCAUCAUUAAUGGCUAUGGACAGUGCAAAUGUCAGCAGCUACCAUAUAAAGAAUGUGAAGUGUAAUAGCUACAGGUAAUGAAAAAAACCAGAUGCUUAAUU
Euleptes europaea (tarantolino) is the source of this 1772-nucleotide messenger RNA. RefSeq names its product leucine rich repeat transmembrane neuronal 2 (gene LRRTM2). The transcript has 2 exons. The record is from RefSeq and is a predicted model, not a curated record. Gene Ontology annotation, molecular function: protein binding. Lineage: Eukaryota; Metazoa; Chordata; Lepidosauria; Squamata; Sphaerodactylidae. Bases 186 to 1736 code for a protein of 516 amino acids.